AUAACGAUUUCCUUUUUUUCUCCGUUCGCUGUGUAUAAUUAGAACACCAGCUUCGGUCAUGUGAGGCUUGGAUGUUUUGCUCAGUUAUUUUCGUAAAGGAGAAAUUGAAAGAAGAAUGAGUGCGCUUUUGUUAAAACUCUCGUGUUCUCAGGCCACCCAUGCGUGCCAACGAACUUCUUUUGAAGAGUAAUCACUUUAUUCUGCCUGGUUUCAAACACGGUUUGCCAGUUUGCAAACAGCGACGUAGUAGCAGAGGUGAUGGCAGACAAUGAGGAUGAAUGGCUUUCUCUUCAGCCCCAAGAGCCCCUGCCCUCCCAGUGUUGUGGUAGUGGAUGUAAACCAUGUGUAUUUGAUAUUUAUGAGCGGGAACUCAACCAAUGGAAACAGGCAAAAGCAAAAGGAGAUCAAAGUUUUUUGAGUCAGAGCUCUGAGCCAACUCAAAAUGACUUGCAGUUAAUUGGACGUGAGAAAUGGAGUGUUUUUCAGAUAGAGUCUGUGGAGCAGCAGACAGCUGAUGCUUAUCUGUACAGAUUCCAACUGCCCAGUGGUUGCUGUCUUGGGUUAACUGUAGGACAGCACAUUGUAGCCAGGGGAAUUAUCAAUGGUAUGGAAGUUCAGAGAGCGUACACUCCAGUGAACCCUGUGGAUGCAGAAGGUUACUUCGAGGUUCUCAUAAAGAUUUAUGAAGACGGAUUAAUGUCUCAGUAUGUGAAAACUUGGAAGGAGUUUGAUAGUGUGUGCUGGCGGGGCCCUUUUGGAGGUUUCCCAUACAAAUCAAAUCAGUAUGAGCAGCUGCUGCUAUUUGCCUCAGGGACUGGUAUAGCUCCGAUGAUAUCUUUGAUCCAAUAUAUUGUAGCAAAUGAAGAAGAUGAAACUUUUGUCACCUUGGUGGGCUGCUUCAGGACUUUCCAAGAUAUCUAUAUGAAGCCUCGACUUCAGGAACUGGCAGCUUAUUGGAAUGUAAAAAUAUUGUUUGUUCUCAGUCAGGAGCAUGAUCUGGAAACUCUUCCCUGGAGUUAUCGAGAAAAAUCUUACUAUGGACGUGUAAACGAAGAUAUGGUAAAGGACUUUGUUAAUUUAUGCAGACGAAAACCAUUUGUCGUGGUUUGUGGCGCCAUAGGUUUUAACAAAGACAUCCUCAACUACCUCAAUCGUAUGGGCAUCACAGAAGAUUUGCAGUUUAUGUUUUAGACAAUUAG
Messenger RNA from Stegostoma tigrinum, 1199 nucleotides. Its product is annotated as NADH-cytochrome b5 reductase-like. The transcript has 7 exons. NCBI's taxonomy places the organism in Eukaryota, Metazoa, Chordata, Chondrichthyes, Orectolobiformes, Stegostomatidae. Gene Ontology annotation, molecular function: oxidoreductase activity. The record is from RefSeq and is a predicted model, not a curated record. The coding region runs from base 259 to 1191 and encodes 310 amino acids.